This is a messenger RNA of Kuraishia capsulata CBS 1993, 1908 nucleotides long. RefSeq lists its product as uncharacterized. Gene Ontology annotation, molecular function: transcription cis-regulatory region binding; DNA-binding transcription factor activity, RNA polymerase II-specific; zinc ion binding. The coding region runs from base 1 to 1908 and encodes 635 amino acids. The record is from RefSeq and is a predicted model, not a curated record. Gene Ontology annotation, biological process: positive regulation of transcription by RNA polymerase II. Lineage: Eukaryota; Fungi; Ascomycota; Pichiomycetes; Pichiales; Pichiaceae. Gene Ontology annotation, cellular component: nucleus. The transcript has a single exon.
AUGUUCGCUGCGGGAAGCCCAAUAUCUCCACAUCUCUCCACCAAAAGGGCCUAUUCCAAGUCCGGCUGCAAGGAGUGCAAGAGACGCAAAGUCAAGUGUGACGAGGGAAAACCUUUUUGCUGGAACUGUCAGCGCUUAAAGAGAGAUUGUGAAUAUCCAGCGGUUAAGUCUCAGAAGAAAGCCAAGCCAGAUGCCACGGUCACUUACGAACUAAACACACUAGCUGGUGUUGGCUACGGCUUGGUUCCACCUAUUCUGGGACCAUUGCCUAUAAGCUACGAUGAUCCCGCCUUGGCAGGUAAUGUCUCUGAUUUGAACAAACCGAACGUUUUGGACGAAGACGAAAUGAUCAAUGCGAAUUCUUUGAAGGCCAAUCUGAAUGAUUUGGUCAACUUGCGUUUGGUUGAAGUGGGAGGUGUCUCGUACAAUGAGAACGGUGAAGCCACUGUUGUGGACCAGUCUCUAUGGCAGCACAAUUUGAUCAAGACCAAGUAUGAAUUUCCUCUGACCCCACCCACUUCUGUUCCAGACGUUGCCCUGCAAAAAGUGGAGCUGGAGUCUUAUCCUGUUGAGGAAGAACACAAGAGAUAUCUCACGUUCUUCUACAAGGAGUUUGCACCCAUCCUGUUGCCUUUCACACCCAUGGAGGACUUGAAUCCGGUGAGAGAUAUUCUUUUGACAUAUGGCCAGGGAUGUCCGUAUCUGUUGAGUGCCAUUCUGGCGUGCGGUGCUUUUUCGGCGUACAGGGCCACUCCCACUGUGGAGGAUGAACAGUCCUACAGACAGUAUCUGUCCAACUGUCUCCGUCUUCUGAGUUCGGGUCUUGCUGACGAAAGAAGGCUCGCUGAGAACGUGGAUGCACUGCUGCUGACGAUUCUAUUGUUGACUUCGUACAAUGCCACGUCCACUUCGCAAACCUGGAGGCCCCAUUUGAAGGGAGCCAGGGACCUGCUGAGUGUAUAUGGGACCGAAUCGGAAAGUGCCAAAGAUUCGCUGGUUAUCUCUUUCUGUAGAGCUUGGUACAUCGCCAUCGAGACUUUGGCCGGUUUGGGUGCUUCUUUAGGUGGAACCUUGCAUACUCAGGAAGAGAUCGGUGCUUUGCUCGUUCCCUCGGAUGUUCCCAAGUUCAAGAACGAUCUGGAGGCUUUGUGGCUGUUGCGUUCGGAUGGCUUCAAUUUGCUUUAUGGAUAUACUGAGAACUUGUCUCGUUGUUUGCAGUCCCUGAUUGGUCUGCUGCGUAGAGUCAAGGCCAAGAAGUGGAAGCGUGGAGAGAACUGGUGUACUGAGCGUGGGUCCAAGGUGAAGUACUUCGAGGUUCUUCCUUUACUUUCCGAGCUUUAUGGCGAGUCCAAUUUCCAGAUCAUCUCCAACACGGGAAUCGUGCCUGUUGACCAUUUUAUGCACCCGGAAAACGACAGGGCCCCUCCCGCAGAUUUCCAGCCACUGCCUCACAACGCUAUUGGUACUGUGAUCAAUGCAGACGGCUCGGUGGAUUACAUCUCAUGGUUUGACAUCUCUCAACAGGCCUAUGCCACUGCUUCUGUGCUCACCAUUCUCACACAGCUGUUGAGAAUGCCUUCGCACUGUCCAGCCGUUCAAAGUGUGCUCAAACGGGUUCUGGGUCUGAUGCACUUCCUGCGUUCCGUUGAGCGCGAGAGUUCUACCAGUCUCUCCAUGCUGCAUUGGCCCAUGUACAUCGUUGGGCUCAACUGUGUUGAAAAAGAAGACAGGGAGUCCACUCAAUUGUUUUUUAACUUACUGGCCGAUACCGGUGCCGAAGCUGCAGACAAGAUCCUGAACCGUAUCAAGCACAACUGGACCAAGGUGGACCAGGUGAAAUACGACUAUGGUUUGAUUGAGAAGGAACAGAAUGAUAGUGAGGACGAGGAGGAUAUUCUGCUUUAUUAG